Lactuca saligna is the source of this 534-nucleotide messenger RNA. Lineage: Eukaryota; Viridiplantae; Streptophyta; Magnoliopsida; Asterales; Asteraceae. The record is from the annotation of a GenBank genome assembly.
AUGGGUUCUUUAGACGAUGGUUACGACGACCCAUUUGCUGGUAUUUACGAGCCAUUUUCUGGGUUAAAUGAGAUGGAUUUUGAGCUGCACGGGAUUUACAUGGAUCAUGAACCACGACAGGAGUUUGUAUCAAGGCUUGAUAAAUGUAAGGAUCAUUUUCUUAACAUUCUACUUUGUGAUGCGAACAUUAGAAAUGCAAGUAUGACUGAUGAGAUGAAAGAUCGAGUGGACCAUGGUAAUGAUUUGCAAAAUGACGAGGAGGCAGAGGAAGAAGUGACUAACAAAUACAGAAUACACGAUCCAAAUGUUAGGUGGGAUAAGAUGGAACCUAAGUUAGGGGACGUGUUCGAAUCACCUGCACAACUGAAAUUCUGUGUGACAAACUAUGCAGUAAAUGGAGGGUACCAAAUAUACUUUCAGAAGAGUGACAAUAGAAGAAUUGUUGCAAGAUGUGGUAAGAGACAUGAAGAUAAUAAAUGCCCUUUUAGACUUUAUGCAGCAUGGAUGUACAAUGACAGAACCUUUUCAGGUUAA